AUGGAAAUAAUAAAGCAGGGCUUUUCCCGCGAGGAAAGAGAGAGGAGACUGGAGAUUUUGAUGAAAGUAGGACAUAAAUAGGCUGACCAAGAAACAAAAUUAGCAGAAAAAGAGCUUAAUGAGUGGAGGAAAGACAAAAUAAUUCCAAAUUAUAGUAAAAUCCCUCAAAAUGUAUAUAAAUUUGAAGAAAUCGAUAGAAAAGAAUCACCUGUAAAAACCCCUUUAAUAUCCGAAAUAAAUAAGAAUCCAAAAAAACCAGAAAAAGACUGACACAAGCAUUAUAAAGAACUUAAAGCUAGGUUUAUAGAGCAAGAAAAGCUCCACAGCAAAGAAAAAGAAAGAUUUCAGGAGGAAAUUGAAAGGCUCGAAAAACUUAUUGAUGAAAUCCAGAAAAAUAGAAGCGGCAGCAAUUUAAGCCAAAUUAAAAUUCUUGAGCAAGAAAUUGAGCAGCAUAAAGUACAAGUGAAUUUAAAGUGUGCUGAGAUUGAAAAUCUAUUGAAAAUCCAGAAGCAAAAAGAUAUUGAAAUUGGGAAAAUAAAGGUUAAAUAUCAAAAUCUGAAAGAAAAAUUACAGAAAAUAAAGACUGAUCAAGAAGAAAAAGCGAAAAAAGAAGAAAACGAAAUGAAAUGGAUAAAAAAUGAGCCUGCACAAAAAGCUGUGUUGAAGAAAAAGAAAGUAAAAAAAGAGCCUCAGCUGUGCAAAGACUGUAAAAUCCAAUCUGACGAAGAGCAUUGAAGGAAUGUAGCAUUAGAACUUACAGAAAAAUAUUUUUCAGCACUGAAAGGGUUAAAGGAAGAUUUAGGGAGUUUUAAAGAAAAUUUGGCAAAAACUUAUCACAAUAAGUUUAAGUCAUUCACUGAGCACUAUAAGAAAAAACUCAUUAAAAAGUUGUUAAAAUCAAAUGAAGCUAAAUAA
Molecule: messenger RNA, 915 nt
Organism: Blepharisma stoltei
Lineage: Eukaryota; Ciliophora; Heterotrichea; Heterotrichida; Blepharismidae
Source: the annotation of a GenBank genome assembly